CCCUUAAUUCAUCUUCUUGACUCCUACUCUCUUUAUAAGUCACAUAGUCCUUACAGAGCCAUCAAAGGACCCAAGCAAGUGAUUGAAGACUUGUUAUUUAGCCCUAGGACUCAAGAACAUGGGAGGCAUAGAUACUGAUCACCCUUCCUCGGACAUUUCUUCAGAGUAUGCCAAAGAGGGUACAACUGAGGAUUCUAAGCUGAAAUUCUCAGAGGAUGAGGAAGAUCUCAUUGCUCGGAUGUUUCGAUUAGUUGGAGAGAGGUGGUCUCUGAUAGCUGGAAGAAUCCCAGGUAGAACAGCAGAGGAGAUUGAGAAAUAUUGGACUUCAAAGUAUUCUUCCUCUAGUAAUUGAAAGAUUAGGCACUUCAACUAGUUCUUAGCUCUUCUUUGAAGUUACCCAUCAAUGUACACAAAGUAGAUGUAAAUUUAGAUAUGGCCAUGGAAGUAGGAAUUAAAAUUGUUUUCUGUAAUACCAAGUUCUUAGAUUUUUAUUGCUUGGCCUUGUUUAGAUUUGAAACAAAAAUGGAAGACUAUUUGGAUAAAAA
This is a messenger RNA of Macadamia integrifolia, 545 nucleotides long. RefSeq names its product transcription factor CPC-like. The transcript has 3 exons. Bases 119 to 352 code for a protein of 77 amino acids. Lineage: Eukaryota; Viridiplantae; Streptophyta; Magnoliopsida; Proteales; Proteaceae. Gene Ontology annotation, cellular component: nucleus. Gene Ontology annotation, molecular function: transcription cis-regulatory region binding. Gene Ontology annotation, biological process: cell differentiation. The record is from RefSeq and is a predicted model, not a curated record.